Molecule: messenger RNA, 1104 nt
Organism: Aaosphaeria arxii CBS 175.79
Lineage: Eukaryota; Fungi; Ascomycota; Dothideomycetes; Pleosporales
Exons: 1
Source: RefSeq, a predicted model, not a curated record
AUGGAUAUAUUUGCGUUCUAUCCUCAAUACCAAGUGCUAGUGUGCAAACGCUGCGCAUAUGCUGUUGCUCCUAAGCACCUAGCUAGUCAUAUCAAGACAAAACACCCCCAUGAAGCUUGCCAUGAUGCUGGCCUGCAUCCUGCUCACCAUCGGGUUGGGCGGCUAGCUCUUAUGCUUGCCAAACGUCUCCAAACGCGACACGACCUCCUCGAUCCAGCCGUUAGCAAGAUCCCAGUACCAUUGCCAACAGAGCGGCCCCUCUCUGACCUAAAGCUUUACCGUGGGAUCCAGUGCAGUCGCUGUGAAUAUCUUCUCACUAAGACAAAGCAUACCAUAGUCCUUAUGGGUAAACAUUUUAACCAGCACCGACUUCUUCCACGGAAGCCCGGUAGACAGAGUAAAAUAGCAGACAUACCAGAGGCGGAUAAGGGUCCUAUGUUUACAGACGUCUACUGCCAGCGCUUCUUUACUUCAGGCCCACAAAGCUCCUUCUUUGCAGUCCAUGUCCCUACUGUAGUUCAGGAGCUAAAAGGACAACCUCAGUUACGAAAGGCUGACCUUCUCCGGGCUAUUAUUAACGAGCAACUUGAUGCUAGUAACGGCAAACAACAAGUCACCGCGCAAACAUAUACCAGCCAGACUACUAAGACAGAAGUCUCGCCUUGGCUCGAGCUAACAAGGUGGCCGCGGUUCUUUGAUGGAUUGGAUAUGACCGAGGUGGCUCCUCUUGCCUACCUGCCUAAUCCUCGCACGGAGCCGGGCCUAGCUGCGCUCGGAGAGAGCUUCGAUCGUAUCAUCGAGCAGGCCUACCUUUCUAUUUGCGAGGAUCGAAUUAGUGUGUUCGACCAAGCCAAGAUCAACAGUUUCAUCAGCGAUCGAAGUAGUAAGCAGGAACGCCUGAUUAUGGUGAAACUGCAGAAGGGAACAUUUCGUGUGUACAAGGGUCUUUGGAAGCGUCUUCUAUGCUUCACCUACCGUACUAGUCUGCCUAGCCAGAAAAUACCGCUUCUCCACCGAUUCACAAGCAACCAGCUGUGUGCGUUGGACAAGGCCAUGACGCUUGCCGAAGAGCUGCUCGCCCUAAAGGGCGCAGGCAAGGAUGAC